This is a messenger RNA of Synchiropus splendidus (mandarinfish), 1814 nucleotides long. It is a transcript of the gene mcfd2, whose product is annotated as multiple coagulation factor deficiency 2, ER cargo receptor complex subunit. Gene Ontology annotation, molecular function: calcium ion binding. The record is from RefSeq and is a predicted model, not a curated record. Bases 95 to 553 code for a protein of 152 amino acids. The transcript is spliced from 4 exons. NCBI's taxonomy places the organism in Eukaryota, Metazoa, Chordata, Actinopteri, Syngnathiformes, Callionymidae.
GUCCAAGAGCAGCUACGGGAAGCCGCGCGGUGAAUGUGAGCGGUGACCCAUCGCUGGACUCGUUACUGACGAUAUCGCACUUGACGCGACCAGGAUGAGUGGAAGGUGUGCCAUACAGCUGGGGCUUCUCCUCCUGUGCUCGGUUCUCCUGCGCGUUCACAGUCAGGCGGACCAGAAACAGCAGCCUCCUCCGGUCAUCGAGAGUGGGGCUCACAUCCACGGUCACGGCCGCUUGGAUCGCAACAUGGUCCAGGACAAAGACCACAUCAUGGAGCACUUGGACGGGGUGAUCGACAAACCGGAGAAGGAGAUGUCGCCGCAGGAGCUGCAGCUGCACUACUUCAAGAUGCACGACUACGACGGCAACAACCUGUUGGACGGGCUGGAGCUGGCCACGGCCAUCACACACGUCCACAAAGAGGAGCGAGGCGAGAACAGCCAGCCCAUGAAGGAGGAGGAUCUCAUCGCGCUCAUCGACGACGUGUUGAGGGAUGACGACAAGAACAACGACGGCUACAUCGACUACGCCGAGUUCGCCAAGUCGCUCGAGUGAGAGCGCCCUCUGAGGUGGAUCAGGUCAUGUGACGGCAGAUAAGCAGUUACACUGCCAGAGAAGGCAGAGGUCGGUGCAAAUGAAUGUUUUCAGAUCAGAAAAUCACAACUGAUUCCCAAUGAAAAUGGUUAGAUUUGCUUUAUUUAAUUAAGUUAAUUAUAUUGUUAUUAUUAAAAAUAUCCUUUUAUAUUAUUUAGUAGUUUCAUGGGACAUUAUUUAAUAUUACAUUUAUUUUAUAUAAAUAGAAACUGAGUGACAGCAUGUUGUUUAAGUAAAGGAUGAGAAAUAUGGAAAUCAUUUUAAUUGAGUUUAUUUCAAUCAUCGAAAAAACACAUUUUAUAUAUCAAUUAUUUAAUUCAGCUUAUCUGGUCGAUCUUUUUAUUUCUUUUAUUCACUUGAGAAAAAUGACAAAAGAUAAAAAUAGAGUACAUUAUCUAUAAAAAAUGCUAAAUACAACACAAUUUGAGUUUGUCACAGUGAAAGCUUUGGCACUAAAUAGUUAAAAAUACAUAUUUUAAAUAUUUUUCUAUAUAUAGAUAUAUAAAUUGUGGUUACAGAACUGUAUUUUUCACUCGGUGGCUAAAGCUCUUCCCAAAAACCGUUACAGUAGAUUCCCUGAUUUUUUUUUUUCCUUCUUUUUAAUGCAUUUACUUGUCUAUCAUUUACUUAUUUUUGCUCGGUUGUGGCUGCCACCCCGUGAAGUAUUUAUUAUUUUAAACUGAAUCAAUGGAGGGUGGAAGCUCUUCUGUUGCCUGGACCUGACAACCGUGGGCCUCACUGCAGCAACAAGCACACAUGGUCACAUGGUUCCGUCAGCUGACUCUGAAUGUACGUCUCCCUCCCAGUCACUGGAAAGUUGAAACUUGAAGUGGUCUGCUUUCGCUCAUCCGCUGCCUUUCUGAUGUUGGAGUUCCACGUGAAGAAGCUCGAUGAAUGUACAGUUUCUUACAGAUGUAUUUUUGCCAGUCAGUGUUGAUUCUUCACUUUUGUUGUCAACAUCAUUAAACCUUAUGUUCAGCAACUUGUGUUUCUUAUUGGUAGGUCCUUGAAUGCAUCACCAUUGAGCCCCUCACGAUUCAUGAAAAAUGAGAUUUUAUUUACAAAGAGUGGCCUGUUUUGUUGAAAACAUGUUCAGCUCCAGUGUGCGUUAGGGUCCAGGCUCUGCAUGGUGGUGAGGGAGAAGACCGGGGUGCUCAUGUUGCUCCUCAGGUGGCUGUACCAGUCCUCGUGCUGGUGCUGGACGGGCUGCGGUGGGACGCCG